AUGCUUUUAUUUUUUCAACAGAAUGAUAACGGUGAUAAUCAGUGGGCGUCAGUAAACCGCUCAGCACUGCCCCCUGCUGACCGAAACUCGUUACUCCAUCACCCUAUCACAUGACUUCACUUCCGCAACUCCUGACGCUGCUCUCUCAGAAACAUCCCAGUGCGCUCGGGGGAGGAAGGCGCUUGGUGUUUGGUCGUGUUCUGGGAAAUGUGGCACUGUGAGGGGGCUUUGAAAGAGACCUGGACCUGAAAGCGGAGCGACGGGACUCUGAGCGGAGGCACCAUGUCUGUGCUGAAAGGUGGCAGUCUGCUGCUUGGGCUGCUUCUGCUCGGACAGUCACUCGACGCAGCUCCAUCAUUCAGUGUGGACUACAAGAACGACUGCUUCCGCAAAGAUGGGCAAACGUUUCGCUACAUAUCCGGAAGCAUCCACUACAGCAGGAUCCCCAGAGUCUACUGGAAGGACAGGCUGCUGAAGAUGUACAUGGCUGGAUUAAACGCCAUCCAGAUAUACAUCCCAUGGAACUACCACGAACCGUCUGCAGGCCUGUAUAAUUUUAGUGGCGACAGAGAUUUGGAGCAUUUCCUUAAACUGGCGCAGGACAUUGGUUUGCUGGUCAUCCUUCGGCCGGGACCCUACAUAUGCGCGGAGUGGGACAUGGGUGGUCUGCCCGCCUGGCUCCUCAACAAGAAGGACAUCGUGCUGCGGUCCUCAGACCCAGACUACAUCGCAGCCGUGGAUAAGUGGAUGGGGAAGUUGUUGCCCAUGAUGAAGCCUUAUCUCUACCAGAACGGAGGUCCCAUCAUCUCCGUUCAGGUAGAGAAUGAAUAUGGCAGCUACUUUGCGUGUGACUACAACUACAUGCGUCACCUGACCAGGCUGUUCCGGUCCCACCUGGGGGAUGAAGUGGUGCUGUUCACCACAGAUGGCGCCGGGCUGAACUACCUAAAGUGUGGCUCUAUACAAGGCCUGUAUGCUACUGUAGACUUUGGGCCACAUUCGAACAUCACUGCUGCCUUCGCUGCGCAGCGCCACGCUGAGCCCCACGGACCUCUGGUGAACUCUGAGUUCUACACGGGCUGGCUGGAUCACUGGGGGUCCCCUCACGCCGUCGUGUCGUCUGCUGAAGUGGCCAAGUCCCUCAGCCAGAUUCUGGCCAUGGGAGCAAACGUCAACCUGUACAUGUUCAUCGGAGGAACAAACUUUGGAUACUGGAACGGCGCCAACUCGCCGUACGCCGCACAGCCCACCAGCUACGACUACGACGCUCCGCUCACAGAGGCGGGGGACCUCACAGAGAAGUUCUUCGCCAUCAGAGAGGUCAUCAAAAUGUACAGGGACAUACCAAAGGGCCCGGUACCACCCACAACCCCGAAGUUUGCCUAUGGCGCUGUUCCGAUGAAGAAGCUUCAGACAGUGGCAGACGCCUUAGAAAAACUAUCCUUUUCUGGCUCUGUCAAAAGCGUGUAUCCCCAGACUUUCAUGGAACUGAAUCAGGCUUUUGGUUAUGUGUUCUACAGAAUGACUCUGCCCUUCAACUGCAGCAGUCCCACUCCUCUGUCAUCGCCCAUGAACGGGGUGCACGACAGAGCAUACGUCUCUGUGGACGGGGUGUUUGCAGGAAUUCUUGAAAGGAACGAAGUCAUAACUGUCAAUGUGACGGGGAAAGCUGGCAGUCAGGUGGACAUACUAGUGGAGAACAUGGGCCGAAUCAACUAUGGAAGAGACAUCAAUGACUUUAAGGGCCUGGUGUCCAACCUGACUUUGGGGGGACGCACAAUCACCGGCUGGACCAUGUACAGCCUGAACAUUGAUGAAGUUGUCGGCCAGGACCUCCUCGAAGAGAAUCCCCCCACACAGGCAGAUUCACCCCAGCCCGGUGUUUUAUCGCCUCCGACCUUCUAUAAGGGGAGCUUCAUAAUUCCCGAUGGCAUCCCAGACCUCCCUCAGGACACCUAUGUCACAAUGCCCAGCUGGAGGAAGGCAUUAAAUGGGCAGAUCUGGAUCAACGGCUUCAACUUAGGCCGCUACUGGCCCACCCGAGGCCCCCAGGUGACUCUUUUUGUCCCUGCCCACAUCCUGAGCACAGCGGCCCCCAACAACGUGACUGUCCUCGAGCUUGAGGGUGCUCCCUGUAGCAGCCCGGAGGCCUGCAGAGUGGAGUUCACCACCACCCCAGUCCUUAACGGUGCAACCCUGUCUGACAGCCAGCAGCAUAGGAGGAUGUUUAUCAAAGAGGACUUACUGUAAUGAUAAGGGAACUCAAAGGAGAUAAUUUUGCACUCGAUGUCAUAGUGUCCAAAUGGUACAAAUGUCAAAUAUGUUUGGUUAUUUCUUUAAAAGGUGUGUUAUAUAGAAACAGGCUGAUUUUGUGUAUGAAUCAUGUAUGUGUUUCUACCUCACUGAGUAUGUAUUCACAAUCAUUUCUGUCAUUAUGUUUACUGGCUAGGUUCACUGGCAAUGAAAACCAUGAAAUUCACUCAGAUGGAAUAGGUGUCCACAAGUUGUGUAACUGAUCAUCAAAAGUUACUGUUCACCGGACUCUUGCUGACAUUAAAUUGAUUGAUGUGCCUUGCAACAGAAAAAAUUAAAGUGGGAUUUUACUUCGGAACGGAAAUACAACCAGCCCAUGUCUUAGUUACCAUGUACAUCACCACACCAUUGGAAGAUGUUGUACCAAGUGAUCACGUUAAAAGAUUAACAAAACACCUUCUAUAAAGUCUUUACUUCAUUGCAUGCUAAUUUCCCUCAAAAUUCAACUGACGAUGUUAUAGUGG
This is a messenger RNA of Menidia menidia (Atlantic silverside), 2777 nucleotides long. Lineage: Eukaryota; Metazoa; Chordata; Actinopteri; Atheriniformes; Atherinopsidae. The record is from the annotation of a GenBank genome assembly.